Lates calcarifer (barramundi perch) is the source of this 1133-nucleotide messenger RNA. RefSeq lists its product as uncharacterized. Gene Ontology annotation, biological process: negative regulation of T cell proliferation; cell surface receptor signaling pathway; positive regulation of T cell proliferation. Lineage: Eukaryota; Metazoa; Chordata; Actinopteri; Centropomidae. The transcript is spliced from 3 exons. The coding region runs from base 423 to 1133 and encodes 236 amino acids. The record is from RefSeq and is a predicted model, not a curated record. Gene Ontology annotation, cellular component: external side of plasma membrane.
CAGAGAUUAUUAAACAUUUAAUUAAUCUGAUCAUUUUUCCAUGUAGAUUAAUAAAAUACUAAUUACAGGUUUUGAGAGUAACUGUGGCAACAGUCUUUUUGUUGUGUUUACUGUCAGUAGGAUUAUUCAGACUCUGAUAUUUCAUUGAUAUUUGACCACAGCUGUAACAUCAUGACUCUGCCUGUUUUCACUGCUCCCUCACAUUCAGUUCUAACUUACACUUGUAGCCCUUAUUGCUGACACAUGGAGUGUGUCUCUUUAAAAUGAUGCUGGACUUUACGGGGAUUCCCUGGACCAGUGAAUGCAGCACCUCCAUCCUCCUCUCUCUCUCACACCCUCAGUCUACUGUGCAGCAGCAGCAUCACUGGAAUCAGCAUCAGCAUCAGCAGCAUCCGUGGACCAGGGCGCGACUCUGAGCUGAUAUGCUCCUCUCUUCCCUCAUGGCUCCUUCUUUUCUACUCUUAUCACAUGUUUUGAUCCUUUUCGUCCUCGUCCAUGCCUCUGAAGAUCUAAGAGGUAACAUGCGAGAGGUAAAGGUAAAGGCGGGAGAGGAAGUCACUCUGGAGUGUCAGGGUCCUACCCACGCUCCCAUAGAGGUCCUGAAGUGGAUCAGACCAGACCUGAUGUCAGACCGGGGGUUAGAGGGCUACGUCUUCUUCUAUCGAGAUGAACGGUCUCAUGAAUCUUACCAUCAUCAGCUAUUCGUGGGCCGAGUAGAACUGAGAGACCCGGAGAUGAAGGACGGAGACGUGUCUCUGAUUCUGAGGAACGUCAGCACCAACGACACUGGAAGAUACGAGGGUCACGUGUCGGUGAGCAACACAGGACGCAGGAAGAGAGCCCAGUCUGAGCUCUGGUGUGUCAUCAAGCUGACCGUCGAAGACUCAGGUCCAACACAUGAAGAAACCUGGUUCAGACAAAUCGCUCAGGUCCUGGGGCUGGAAGAAAACCACCUGCUUUAUGUUUUAGUUUCUGUUGCUGUUGUUGUGAUUCUUCUGACUGGACUUUGUUGCUCAGUAAUCAAGAAAUAUAAGAAUCGCAGUCAGAACUAUGGACCCUCAAUGCGGGAGCCUGAAGAGAUGGCUAUGAAGGCCCAAGACUCUCAUAGCUGUGACAGUCCGUCACACUGCUAA